Messenger RNA from Arachis stenosperma, 2206 nucleotides. Its product is annotated as glutathione S-transferase T1-like. NCBI's taxonomy places the organism in Eukaryota, Viridiplantae, Streptophyta, Magnoliopsida, Fabales, Fabaceae. The record is from RefSeq and is a predicted model, not a curated record. The transcript is spliced from 14 exons.
UUCUAUUCAUUCACAGCACCAAAUCAAACGAGCUCAACCUAGCAUUCCUCUCUCCGUCGACGAGCUUCUUCUUCUCCUUUCCUCACCCACAGCGCCACCGCCGGCUAUCCUAACCGCCGCAGCUACCUUCUUCUUCUUCUCUUUUUUAAACACUAAACCAGUAGAACAUAGCUCCUGUCUCUCUCGUUCUUUCUCGUUCGCAGAAUAAAGCAAGCUCAAGCUCCACCCCCGUCGUGCCUCUCUCAUUCUGACUCGCAUAUCUUCUCAGCGCUACAGCCAACAUCUCCUCUAGUCAAUGCCGCGGCUACCUUUGCGCAAGCCCUAGCUCCGUGGUGACCAAAAUCGGUUCCACCGUCAGCUGCGUUCUGUCAAGGGGAGGGGAGGCUGUACAGAUGACUACUGACUAUGAACCUAAUACUAAGCGGGACAGCAUUGAGAACAGAGGUGGCUUUGUCUCAAACAUGCCAGGGCAGUGUUUCUUCUCUAAGACUGAUAUUCUCUUUCCAAGAAAAAACUUCUUUUGGAAUAGAAUGGGCCACAUGUUGCAAGAAUAUCAGUUUACGAGAAGUAAACCCUCUACAAAAAGUUCUGGCUAUUGUUCAUGGAAACUUGAAGCUCUCCGACAGCCAUGCAAUCCUAGUAUAUCUUGCUUCUGCUUUUACUGGAAUUGUUGACCACUGGUAUCCAACUGAGCUGUCUAGAAGAGCCAAAAUUAACUCAGUAAUGGAUUGACAUCAUUCUAAUUUAUGAAAUGGAGCAGUGAAUUAUGUAAUACAUACUACACUAGCACAUGCCCUUGGCCGUCAACUAAAUCCAAAAGCAGCUACUGAAGGAGAAAAAGUUUUAUUAUCUUCUCUGAAAGCACUGGAGGAUUUUUGGCUCAAUGGAGAUAAUGAAAGCUUUUUGUGUGAUAGCACCCAACCAUCGGUGGCUGAUCUCAGCAUGAUUUGUGAACUUAUGCAACUUGAGGUUUUGGAUGAGAGGGAUCGCAGUCGAAUAUUAUCUCCUUACAAGAAAAUUCUUCAGUGGAUUGAGAAUACAAGAAAUGUCAAAGUAAUAAAUUUGUGGCAUAUUGUGGGCUUUGUUCUAUAUGCAAAUCAGGAAGAAAUAGUCUUUCCUCCCUGGUAGGUCUGUCCUUUUCAUGGGUGGAGAUUAUCAAGCAUGCAAAUUAAUGGUGCCAUAUAAUGGUAGCAGGCUGCUCUCAAGGCUGAAAAACAAACACAAGAUGGGAGAGAUGAGGAAAAUCACAACCCUUUGUGUGGAAAUUCAGAAUCUAAAAGAUGAUGCAGCAACAGCAGCUUUUGAACAACAGUAGCAGCUUUUGAACAACAGCAAGAAGCUUCAAUGUUUCCCCUGCUUCUGGAUUUUGAUCUCUGCCUCCAAAGAAGAAGAAAAGUCAAGGGACAUGUAUUUCCUGCAAAAGCUUCUGAAUUUGAAAGGAGAUGAUGGUUUCAGAAUGAAUGAAGUGCUUGUGUCAUUGUGGUACAUAAUGGGUUUGUGGCCUUUGGCCUAUAGCUUGCCGCUACUUCCUACAGAAAGGAGCUCAAAAAGCAAAGUUCCUGUUUGGCCCUUCCUUUUACUUUCAUGUUUUGGCGGUGCAUAUGCGCUUCUUCCUUAUUUCAUACUUUGGAAUCCACCAGCACCUCCGAUAGAAGAAACUGAGCUUAAAUCAUGGUCAUUGAUCUUUCUUGAAUCAAAAGUAACUACAGUGGGUUCAACCGUGGAAAUGAUAGAUUUAGAUAGGGAUGAUGCGGGAUCAGAAGAUGCUAACCUUUUGUUUAGUGGUCAUAGAGCAAGAAUCACUUGUAUGAGAGAUAGAUUGCCUCAAUCGGAUAUACAUUCGGCGGCGGCAUGUUUGAGAUGAAUGAAGUGAAGGGUGGCAGUCAAUACGGUGCCCGAACUUAUGCUGGUGGUGAUGGAUCAAGACAACCAACUAAACUUGAGUUGGAGCAAGCAUUCCACCAAGGCAAGUAUAUUGUCACCAUCACUAAGAAGCUCAAGAAAGAAUGAAACUAUCCAUAAAUUAGGAUAUUGAAUCCUUAUGAGUCCACUAGUAGUUACUUGUCAUCUAAUGUAUUCAGAUUGUGUUAUUGCAUGGAAAUAAUUGCUUCUUAUUAUAAAGAAAGCGCUUUGUACUCCCUAGUGUGUUUUUCUAUUUGUAUCAUCAUUAAAAAUUUGUAUUUAUUAAAUUUAUAUUUAUUUUGUA